This is a messenger RNA of Ictidomys tridecemlineatus (thirteen-lined ground squirrel), 2678 nucleotides long. RefSeq names its product angel homolog 2 (gene Angel2). NCBI's taxonomy places the organism in Eukaryota, Metazoa, Chordata, Mammalia, Rodentia, Sciuridae. Gene Ontology annotation, biological process: 3'-UTR-mediated mRNA stabilization. The record is from RefSeq and is a predicted model, not a curated record. Gene Ontology annotation, molecular function: 3'-5'-RNA exonuclease activity; mRNA 3'-UTR binding.
GCGUGUAAGGCUUUAAGGGCUUCACUGGGCAGGAUGGAGACAUGGCCGGCGGCGAGACUGCAGUUCCCAGCAUGCAUUGCAGCCGGGCCGGGAACCGGGACUUCGAGUGAUGGGGGCCCCGUGGUGCCUUAAGCCGCCGAGUGGCUCGUAAAGGUUCAGGUGGAGCCCUGGGCCUGGGAAUCGGACGACGGCUGAGAAAAGAAGAUGGAAGCUUGGCGUUGUAUGAGGAGGGGCUACGGCCGCUGUGUGGUGGGGAGAGGCCGAUACCCCAUGUUUUCCCAUCACCCGAAGAGUCUGGGCAGAGACUGGACUACACCGUGGGAGAAUCUGCAAAGAUGUUGCUGGAACAGACAUAUUUCUAGUUGUAUGAGGUGGCCUGGACAUUAUUCUCGUGCUCCUUACCCAUACUUCAGUAGUAGGCAUUUUUCACUAAAUUGGAGACCACCUUGUUUAUUUGAGUCUAGAACUCAGUUUCAGUACAGUAACUGGAGACCUGACAACCUGAGCCAGACCUCUUUGAUUCAUCUCUCUAGUUACAUCAUGAACUCUGAGGGAGAUGAGCCUUCAUCAAAACGAAGAAAACACCAAGGCAUGAUCAAAAGGAAUUGGGAAUAUAUAUGUAACCAUAAAAAAGAAAAAACGAAGAUCCUAGGAGAUGAAAAUGUUGACCCCCAAUGUGAAGACAGUGAGAACAAGUUUGACUUUUCAGUGAUGUCCUAUAAUAUACUUUCACAAGAUUUAUUGGAAGAUAAUUCACACCUUUAUAGACACUGCCGACGGCCAGUAUUACACUGGAGUUUUAGGUUUCCCAAUAUUCUGAAAGAAAUUAAACACUUUGAUGCAGAUGUACUUUGUUUGCAAGAAGUUCAAGAAGAUCAUUAUGGAACAGAAAUCAGGCCAAGUUUGGAAUCACUGGGUUAUCACUGUGAAUAUAAGAUGCGGACAGGAAGGAAACCUGAUGGCUGUGCCAUUUGCUUCAAGCAUUCCAAAUUUUCGCUCUUAUCAGUGAAUCCAGUAGAAUUCUUCCGCCCUGAUAUUCCUCUCUUGGACAGAGACAAUAUUGGAUUAGUUUUACUCUUGCAGCCCAAAAUUCCAUGUGCUACCUCUCCUGCAAUCUGUGUAGCUAAUACACAUCUAUUGUAUAAUCCAAGGAGAGGCGAUAUUAAGCUGACUCAAUUGGCAAUGCUGCUGGCAGAGAUUUCCAGUGUUGCACAUCAGAAAGAUGGCAGCUUCUGUCCUAUUGUUAUGUGUGGUGACUUUAAUUCUGUUCCUGGUUCUCCACUCUAUAGUUUCAUAAAGGAAGGAAAAUUGAAUUAUGAAGGACUUGCCAUAGGAAAGGUAUCUGGCCAGGAACAGUCUUCACGGGGACAAAGAAUUUUAUCUAUUCCAAUUUGGCCCCCAAACCUAGGUAUCUCACAGAACUGUGUGUAUGAGGUACAGCAGGUACCAAAAGUAGAAAAGACAGAUAAAGAUCCUACACAAACACAGCUGGAGAAAACAGAGGUCCUCGAAACAGCUGAAAAAUUAUCUUCAAACCUACAGCACCAUUUUAGCUUGUCAUCCGUUUAUUCACAUUUCUUUCCUGACACUGGAAUUCCAGAAGUUACCACCUGUCAUUCUCGAAGUGCCAUAACUGUGGAUUAUAUUUUCUACUCUGCAGAAAAAGAAGAUGUUGCUAGGCACCCAGGACCACACUUAUCCUGCCAACAACAGUUUUGUAUAUUGACUUUGGAAUAUUGGAUCUUUCUGAGGUUUCUAGCGUGACUAUGUGUUUCUAAAAAGCAAAAGUGAUAACAUCUUUCCUUGUAUGACUCAGUGAAAAUCAGGUUGUAUACAUUAAUCAAAGGAUUUUAAAUGGAGAAUUUAAAAUAAUCAGAAUAUAAAGUAGAACUUUGGGCAGUUUUAAAUAUGGGCAGCUUUUUUUUUUCCCGUCUCUCUGUCUCUGUCUCUCUCUCUCUCUCUCUCUGUCUGUCAUCCCUAGCACUUUGUAUUUUAUGAGAUGGAGUCUUACAAGUUGGCAGUUGGCCAGGUUGACCUCAAACUUGUGAUCCUUCUGUCUCAGCCUCCGUAGUUGCUGGGAUUACAGGUGUGGGCCACCAUUCCCAGCUCUCUUCCUUUUUGUGUGUGUGUGUGUGUGUGUGCUUUUUAUAUUUUCCCUUUUGUUCCUGUUUUAUUUUACCUCCCCUUCCUUCUGGGGAUUACUUUAUUAGUAACACUCUUCCUACUAAAAUCAAUUUUAUGAAAUAGCUUGCUAUAAUAGGGUUCUGGAAGAUGUCAUGCCUACAAAAGUUCACUAGGUGGCGGGAGAGUAUCAUGGAUCAGCCUCUCAAAUCUCUUCAUAGUUGAGAGCGUGUCAUGUUUUACUUCUGUGGGGGCAGCCUCUCUGGGAGUAAAUUAUACUUAUUCUCCAGUUACCUGAUAAGCUUCCUACAUAAGUGUGGUUGGAUCUGUUUGGUUUUAUUGCAGUUACAAAAUGGUUGAUGGAUGAUUUAUUGGGUAGUUAUCCAUUUGAAAUUACUCUUAACAUUUUUUUAUGUAUUACAUUAAUAUUUUCCUCUAAAGAUUAUUUGCAAAACUUAAAAUAGAAAAAUGUAUUUGAAGUACAAAUAAUAUCAGAAACUGCUGUGAGUUUGAGAAUUAUUGUUAUAACUCAAUAAAACAAUUAAUCCUUCUAAAAA